This is a messenger RNA of Bolinopsis microptera, 882 nucleotides long. RefSeq lists its product as uncharacterized. The transcript has 8 exons. NCBI's taxonomy places the organism in Eukaryota, Metazoa, Ctenophora, Tentaculata, Lobata, Bolinopsidae. The coding region runs from base 154 to 882 and encodes 242 amino acids. The record is from RefSeq and is a predicted model, not a curated record.
AAUGGAACUUGUGAUGAUCAGUGCUGUCAGACAGUAAACGGAGACUGGACAGAUUGGGGAAAUUGGAGCGGGUGUGAUUGUGAUCACAGUACUGGAACAGGAACAUGGAACAGAACUAGAUCUUGUACCAACCCACCACCUUCUUGCUAUGGAAUGGACUGUGUUGGUGAACUUCUUAAUAAUGGAACUUGUGAUGAUCGAUGCUGUCUGACAGUUGAUGGAGAAUGGAGCGAUUGGACAAAUUGGGGGGACUGCUUUUGUGAGUCAGCAGAGAACUCAACCUCUUCAUUAGGCUAUAGAAGAAGGAACAGAACCUGUUUUAACCCUGUUUGCUAUGGUCUAGACUGCCCUGGAAAUAGUACAGCAAAGUUGGACUGCUCUGAUCGCUGCAUGAUGUGCAAGGAAGGGAUGAUGUACAAUUCUGCAACUGAUGAUUGCACUGUUUGUGGUAGGAGAACGUUCAGUGCUAUGUCCUCUCAUUCUUGUUCAGCUUGUCCAAAUGGCAAAGAUUCUCUCAAAGGAUCAACUAAUGUAGCAGAUUGUUUUCAUGAACAUGGUUGCUACGAGGACAACGUUUUCGGAGCUGGUAGUGUCCUAAAAGUGCUGAACCGAACAUCAGACACAAAAGCUUGCAUCCUGGGUUGUAGAUCACAAGAUGGGGGACCCAUGUCCAGCAAGAAGCUUCAGUCUACCUUACGUGACAGGGAGAUGUGUUUCCUUAGCAUGGUUGUCUAUCCCUGUGGUGCUCGUUUUCCUGACUGUGCUGGUCAUUGCUUCCAUCAGGACUUGGAAAAAGAAAGCCAGGGUACAACCAUCACAGCUAUCUUCCGAAUAUUCAAGAAAAUGGAUACGAAUAACGUGUAUAGAUGUAAUGAUGUUUAA